AUGUCUCCACCUGCAAUUGCUGUUGCUGGAGCUGGCUCGGCGACCAAGGAUGUCAAGAGAGAGUCUGGCGUUGCUCGUCUGUUGGGAUCAGGAUCCGCUGGUAUUGCGGAACUGCUCAUCUUCCAUCCGGUCGAUACAACUGCCAAACGUCUCAUGAGCAACCAGGGAAAGAUCGCCAACGUUUCCGAGUUGAACAAAGUCGUUUUUAGAGACCAUUCCUCUGCCGGCAUUGCACGGAAAUUCACAUCUCUCUUCCCCGGCCUUGGUUACGCUGCUGGAUACAAGGUCUUGCAAAGAAUAUACAAAUAUGGCGGUCAGCCAUUCGUACGCGACUACCUAGGCGCGAAUUACGGGAAGGAGUUUGAUAAUGCCUUCGGCAAAGGAACUGGCAAAGCCAUUAUGCACGCAACCGCUGGAAGUUUGAUCGGUAUCGGAGAAAUCGUCCUCCUCCCACUUGACGUCCUUAAGAUCAAGCGACAAACCAACCCAGACGCCUUCCGUGGCCGAGGUCUAUUCAAGAUCAUUGCCGAUGAAGGAAUGGGUCUAUACCGUGGUGCUGGCUGGACUGCUGCCCGUAACGCACCUGGUUCCUUCGCCCUUUUCGGUGGUUCUGCAUUCACCAAAGAAAAAGUUUUCGGCCUCACGGACUACAACUCCGCAUCCUGGUUCCAGAACUUCAUUGCCUCGAUCGCCGGUGCUAGCGCAUCGCUCAUAGUUUCCGCUCCUCUCGACGUGAUCAAGACCCGUAUCCAGAACCGAAACUUCGAGAACCCCGAGUCUGGAUUCCGUAUCGUCAGCAGCAUGGUCAAGAACGAGGGUAUGACCUCUUUCUUCAAGGGUCUGACCCCCAAGCUCCUGAUGACCGGUCCUAAGCUAGUGUUCAGCUUCUGGCUGGCACAGACGCUUAUACCCGCCUUUGGAAAGGUAGUUUAA
Arthroderma uncinatum is the source of this 933-nucleotide messenger RNA. RefSeq names its product mitochondrial carrier protein. Gene Ontology annotation, cellular component: mitochondrion. The record is from RefSeq and is a predicted model, not a curated record. Gene Ontology annotation, molecular function: guanine nucleotide transmembrane transporter activity. Bases 1 to 933 code for a protein of 310 amino acids. The transcript is spliced from 7 exons. Lineage: Eukaryota; Fungi; Ascomycota; Eurotiomycetes; Onygenales; Arthrodermataceae.